GUUUUCGAGCAGUCCGGCAAAGUCUUUCUUCUAUUCGGAAUUAUUAGCUCACUAACUAUAUAGCGUGAGUGCGAGUCGGAGUAGAACGAAGAGGAAAAGCAAACAUUCUGCGAAGCAAAAUUUUGCUGGAAAUACAUUGGCCAGGCAGCUGACUCAAUGAGGAGUGACAGCUGAUUUGCUCAGCGCACACAGUUAUAUAUCCACACACACACACAUACGUCUAUGAGUGUGUGCUUGAGUAUCAGAAGUUGCGAUAACCGAGCAGAACAGACGACCAGCGCUUGGCGUGUGCGGCAUUUGAAGUUGGAACCUAGUCGCUGCCACAACACGCCGCAAUGCAGGCCAAGGACCGUCUGAGGCGCGAGUACAGCUCGUUCAAUGAUCUGAGCAGGCAGUUUCGCAUGUACGAUGAGCAGUCGAUAGACUCGCUGCUGGACGACCGCCUGCGCAUCCACAUGAAUCCCAAUGGCAGCGACGACAUGUCCCUGCAGCGGGAUGACUGCUACACGCCCAUCUACCCCGCGGCUCACCCGCAGUCGCCGCUCCUGCUGCUGCGCCAGCACAACUUCAAGCUGAGGGCCUACUACUCGAACGUGGGCAACUGCGUGCAGUGCAACAAGCGCAUUCGCUUUGGUGUGCCUAGCCUGAGGUGCCGCGACUGUCCGCUGCGCUGCCACACGGAGUGCUCCAGUCAGCUGACGGUCAACUGCAUUCCCCAGCCGUUGGCCAGCACGAAGCGGGGCCAUCUGAGCGACUAUGUGCCGCACGUGGCGCCCAUGGUGCCGGCGCUGAUCGUGCACUGUGUGACGGAGAUCGAGGCGCGCGGCCUGGAGCAGGAGGGGCUCUAUCGCGUCUCCUCCACCAGGGACAAGGUCAAGCGCUUGCGGCACAAGCUGCUGCGCGGCAAGGCGACGCCGCACCUGGGCGACAAGGACACGCACACACUCUGCUGCUGCGUGAAGGACUUCCUGCGCUCGCUGGAGCGACCCCUGAUACCCAUGUACCACAGGCCGGACUUUGUGCUCGCCACGCAGCUCAGCGACCCGCUGGCUGUCGAGGAGCAGCUCUAUCUGGCCAUGGUGGACCUGCCGCAGGCACAUCGCGACACCCUGGCCUACCUCAUGCUCCACUGGCAGCGCAUCGCCGAGAGUCCGGCCGUGAAGAUGUCCAUCAACAACAUAGCCGUCGUGUUCGCGCCCACGCUCUUCGACGACGUCGACUUGAAUCUGAGCAACAUUGUCCUGUGGCAGCAGGUGCUGCGUGUCCUGCUGCUGCAGUCGGCCGGCUUCUGGGCGCAGUUCCUCGCGGUGGAGCCGCCGCUGCCAGCCAGCUCGCUGGACGAUGACGAGUGGAAGCGUGAGAACUACCAUUCCUCCAGCGCCCACUGGCAGUCUGUGAAGACCUACUUCCGAUCCAUGGUAGGUUAAUCUCGCUGACUGAGUCCAGGUCAAUUCAAGUUUGUUCAUAGCUGACUAAUUCAUAGCAUAGACUAGCCCCGAUAUAUUGUUAGCUUGUUUUGGUUAGUUGUAAUUCGAGCACUAAGGCAAAUAACACACACAGACACACACACACACCAAUAUCACAGCUGUUUCUAACAGGCAUAGUUGACCGCUGAGAUGUGUGAAAUAGUGAAAACAUCAGUUAACAAGAUAUGUUUGGGGAUAGUAAACACUUGUUCACAGCUCUAAAAGAAAUAUGGUUCUUAAAAAUAUUAUUCACUCUGUCCUUGAAUUCAUGCCAUUCAGCAAAAUAUGAAAAACUUUGUUCACAAUAUUUAAAACCCUAUU
Molecule: messenger RNA, 1787 nt
Organism: Drosophila navojoa
Lineage: Eukaryota; Metazoa; Arthropoda; Insecta; Diptera; Drosophilidae
Gene: RacGAP84C
Product: Rac GTPase activating protein at 84C
Biological process (GO): Rho protein signal transduction; mitotic spindle midzone assembly; mitotic cytokinesis
Cellular component (GO): midbody; nucleus; spindle midzone
Molecular function (GO): GTPase activator activity
Source: RefSeq, a predicted model, not a curated record